This is a messenger RNA of Oryza brachyantha (malo sina), 2257 nucleotides long. Its product is annotated as CASP-like protein 5C1. The transcript has 3 exons. The record is from RefSeq and is a predicted model, not a curated record. Bases 425 to 895 code for a protein of 156 amino acids. Gene Ontology annotation, cellular component: membrane. NCBI's taxonomy places the organism in Eukaryota, Viridiplantae, Streptophyta, Magnoliopsida, Poales, Poaceae.
AGAGAGAGAGAAGAAUCUGUUCUGAUCCAGGUGGAGACAGCAACGUGAGGAGGAGAAUUACGCCAAGUCAAAAGCAGUAACCAUGACGAGCUGCGACGAGAGAGGGCGAGCAAUCGAGAGGAAAGGGAAGAAACGAAGAAUCAAGAAUCAGCUCCACCUCCCGCUGCUGCUCGUGCCCCCGUAUCCAUCCACCCAAAGCUCCGGCCUUUUCAUCUUGUCCCCUGCCUUUUUUUUCUCUUCUUCUCGUCUUCCUUUAGCCUUCACUCCCCAUACCCGUUGCACCGGUCAAGAACUGACUCGCACAGAGCAGCACGCAGCCGGCUGCCGGCCGGCCGGCGGCGACGGUAGGCUCGCUGAGGAAGCGGGAACCACUGUAGCGCGUAUGGGAUGUCAUGAGCCGGCGGUGUGAGGGCGCUGCCGAGGGAUGGAGAACCGGGAGAGGGCGGGGGCCGGCGCCGUCGGGAGCGCCGGCAGCCUCGGCCUCCGCAUCGGGCAGGCCGUCUUCUCGUCGGCGUCCCUGCUGUUCAUGUCCGUCGGCGUCGAGUUCUUCAGCUAUACUGCCUUUUGCUUCCUAGUUACAAUCAUGGGCUUGGUGAUCCCCUGGAGCUGCACGCUGGCCAUGAUCGACAUGUACUCCAUACUUGUAGGGUGCCCUCUUCGGGUACCAGGUGUCAUGGUCAUCGUCGUCAUCGGAGACUGGGUCCUGGCAAUACUCUCACUAGCAGCUGCCAGCUCAAGCGCGGCGGUCAUCGAUCUCCUGCUCCAAUUCCAUGGAUCUCACUGCUCUCCCAGGUUCUGUGGGAGGUAUCAGCUCUCCGCGAUGAUGGCUUUCUUGUCCUGGUUCCUGACAGCCGCUUCCUCACUCUUCAACCUCUGGUUCAUUGCCUCCCGGUGACGACUGCCGAUUGCUGAUUCAGGAUAGCAUCCUAACUCCAGUAUGAUUAUUCCAAUCAGUCAUGGUUUUGGAUACAGUACGUGCAUAGCACUAUAGCUUGGAAGUCCUCUUUUUGUGCAUUUUUACCUGAAAAACCUGCAUUUGAUCGGUUAGCUAGUUUGCGUAUGAAUGAAUAGUGGUAAAGUUACACUUCACAUGAAUGCAUUUGAACAUCAAUUUUGUUCCAUCUAUGCUAGAAUAAUUAAGUCCUCUAAAAUUUAUUAGAAACAAAAUGUCCACUAACCUGAAAUAGAAAUAUUACCUCGCUCAAUUCAAUGAUGUUGGCACGAAUUGGUUGGUGACAACGGCUUGAUCUUGGUGAUUCUGAUGCCCAAGACAGAGGAAUGAAAUACAGUGUUACCAUUUCGUCGAGCAGGUUGCGGACCAUAAUGCAUCGCCAGAAAUUCAUCCACUGAACUAGGCGAGUUUACUGAGUCGCUGAGCGCUGAGCAGCUCAUCAGCUCAAUGCUUCACUUCAGUGCAGGUUCCGGUGGCUCUAGCGGCAGAGUUCACAGGCGAGAAGAACGGAGCAUGACAGCGUGCGCGCCUCGUAAGAAACUAAGCGAACGAGUCUGCGGGCGCCGAAGUUGCGCUUGCGCCUUGCCCAUGGGGGAGAUACGGGAGAAUAUAGCGCGAAGGAUGCCAGAAAAACUCCAUGUUGUCGAAGACGGAUAACUGCCGUCUGCCGGCGCGUCGCCGUUGCGGAUGGAGACCGGCGCGGCGGCGUGGCGACCAUGCCAUUCCCCUGCCCUGUACCCGGAGACGUUGCGCUUCCCGCGCAAGGAAAGGCCGUGCGGGGACGGAGAAUUUUGGGGUGGGGGGGGGGGAGCGGCACGGCUAUGCCUGCCCUUUGGCGACGCGGCGGAAGGCAUCACCGUCGCCGCCGGCGGACGACAGCAGGAGGAGGACGACGAGAGAGCGAGAAAUACGAGGGCUAAUAUGCAAAAGUCCAAUCUGCUAGUAGCACUGGUGAUCCAAACGGGCCAUCUUCAAAAGUGGGCCAGGGCCCAUAGGCCACAUUAUUCGCAUAGUCCUAUCAGACAAAACUUAAUAGGCCAAAUUUUCUCUUAUUGGAGAAAGCAAGGCCACACGGGCCCAAAAUAUUAGGCCUUCGGCUCAAGGCCCAACACUACCCGUCGUUUCCUUCAUCUAUCUAUAUGGGCCACCACUUGGCCCAUGGUCGGCCCAGAUUCUUUCACUUUUCUGAUGUCCCGUUCUCAGUUCAGUACCCUUCACCUUCAAUCAACGUGUUCUAUAAAAUGGACAACAUAUUAUUAUUAUAUACAGAACUUUGAAAGAUGCAGAUAUUGUAUAAAGUGAAAU